Topomyia yanbarensis is the source of this 2765-nucleotide messenger RNA. Its product is annotated as tubulin polyglutamylase TTLL13-like. Gene Ontology annotation, biological process: protein polyglutamylation; microtubule cytoskeleton organization. Gene Ontology annotation, cellular component: cilium. NCBI's taxonomy places the organism in Eukaryota, Metazoa, Arthropoda, Insecta, Diptera, Culicidae. The record is from RefSeq and is a predicted model, not a curated record. Gene Ontology annotation, molecular function: tubulin-glutamic acid ligase activity; tubulin binding. The transcript is spliced from 6 exons. Bases 266 to 2698 code for a protein of 810 amino acids.
GAGAAAGACUUUCCACAAGUGUUCCAGUCUACAGGUUUAACCAAAAAUGUGUUCAAUGUUCAUAGCCUACUUGUAAAACGAGGUCUGCCUGAUCGAUCACAGUUUUCGUAAAAAAUGCCAAUGUCAAACGUAACAAUGCUGCAUCAAAACAACCGUUCUUUCGGUGAAAUUAUUUAGGCCAUACUGAAAAGUGUAGUGGCCACAGUGCUUUCCAGUUUCGGAUAACCCAAUCAGUAGUUGUGCAAAAAUUUGCCCCAGUAGAACAAUGCUACCUCGGCGGGACAAUAUCGUGAAAUCUGCCAAACCCACUAACAAACGCAAGUCGUCCAGCGAAGAUGAAAGCUGCGAGGAGGGAACGACUACUUCCGGUACAAUGGACGGAUCUAGCUCGAGCUCGGGUUCGGACUCGGAAAUGGAUACCACGGAGACAUCGUUUUCCUCGAAAAGUGCCGUGGAGUGUGUCGGAAGUAGCAAACAGCAAGGAUUGCUGAAAGUUAACCACAGGUCGUAUGCUGUGUUUUGCGAUGCGGGUAAAAAUUCCAAAAGUUUCUGCAGCAGUGGGAACACCGAGCCGCCUGACGAUGUACGGAAAGAUCCGAAUCACAAUAGAAAAGAAAAUCUCACCAGUAACGACCAAGUUGUACAAAAAAGAAAUAAGAAAUCGAAGAGAAUACCACCAAUCAGUAUUUGCAUAUUGAACAGCCGCUACGAGAUAAUCCCAAGAAUUUGUCGUAGACUUGGAUACCGGCUGGUCAGCGAGAACGAGCACUGGAACGUUUGCUGGACGGAUUCCCUAGUCGGUGUCGACUUUUGUCGGGAUAUGCGACGCUUCCAGAAAAUCAAUCACUUCCCGGGCAUGUUCGAGAUCUGCCGGAAGGAUCUACUGGCGCGGAAUUUGAAUCGGAUGCUGAAGAUGUUUCCGACCGAGUACCAGAUCUUCCCGAAGACUUGGGUCUUCCCGGCUGAUUUGGGUGAAGCUAUCGCCUACAGCAGGACGCAUCGAAGUAAGACGUACAUCUUGAAGCCGGAUCAGGGUUCGCAAGGUAGGGGGAUAUAUCUGACGAAGAAUUUGAAAGAGAUCAAUCCCCGGGAUCGAAUGAUUUGUCAGGUGUACAUUCACAGGCCAUUGCUAAUCGAUGGGUUUAAGUUUGAUCUACGAGUCUACACGUUGGUCACUUCAACAGACCCGCUCCGAAUAUUCGUGUACAAGGAAGGCCUAGCUCGAUUUGCAACUAACAAAUACCGGGAACCCUGCAUUACUAAUACCUCCAAUAAUUUUAUGCACCUCACGAAUUAUUCAGUUAACAAGUACAACCGGUGUUUUUCCAACGAUGACGAAGCGGGCAGCAAACGAAGGUUCGCCACCCUUAAUCGAAUCCUCACCUCGGAAGGGUACGACAUUGCGGAGUUGUGGAGCAACAUUGACGACGUAAUUGUCAAAACUAUUCUCAGUGCGUGGCAAGUGCUAAGACAUACGUAUCAAGCGAGCUUUCCAACGCACGAUAUCAUCCAGGCAUGUUUCGAGAUUCUAGGGUUCGACAUUCUGAUUGAUGCAAAGCUUAAGCCCUACAUUCUGGAGGUAAAUCAUUCUCCAUCGUUUCACACCGACGAAGCUAUUGAUCGGGAAAUCAAGGAAGCAUUAAUUCAUGAUACCUUCGUGAUGCUGAAAUUAAACGGGGAGGUUAAAAAACGUGUGCUCGAGGAGGACAAACGGCGAAUUCAGAAUAGACUUUUGCAAAGACUGCGGGAAUAUUCCAAGUCCAAGGAAACUAGCAAGGAAAGCAGUAGCGAUAGUAAAAACGGAGACGACGAUGACCCCAACUCGGAGGAUCGAAUGGGACCAUGGGCCGAACAAAUCAAUUGGGAAGAAACGCACCUGGGGGGUUUCCGACGAAUACUGCCAGCUCCUGGUGAUCCAGAUCGGUAUGCGCAUGUCUUCCUAGCGCAGACACAAGCCUCAGUUUACAAUGAAACUGCCGCCAGUAAAAAGCGAGAAGAGUGUGCCAAACAGCAACGGAUCGAACUUGAGGAACGUUUCAAACUCAAUCAAGCAAUGCUUCAUAAAGGCAUUCCGAAAGGACAGAUAAAUGUGAAGACGCUAUGUGCAGGCGAGGACGGAGCGCUGUCGGCAAUGAAAAAAAAGUCGAAAAAGCGGAAGCCAAAAGUAAUCAAGAAACGUGACGAAUACAGUCCGGACUUCAUUGUCGAUUAUGAAGAGCGCGAGCGAAUGGCACUUCUAGCACAGAGAGAUUUCCUAAUCCGAACCUGUGGACUAGUACAAAACAUAUAUUUGAAUUUCAACCGAAACAAAAUACUGACUAUGUCCGAUCAACGCAAAUAUAAGGAGCUAUUCGCCAAGCUGCUAACAAACGAUUUGCUCCAGCAGGAACAAUCCAACUCAUCAAGCAAUACUUCGAGUCUUCCGGUUCUUCCGAGCCAUAACGCUGGUAACGCUUCCUUCGGAACCAAUCAAAAGCUACACCUAAAAAGUUUGGUCACCAUUAACGAUACCGCCUCGUGGAUGAAAGUUACAGAAAUGCAACAACCCAGUAGACCACCGUUACCGUAUCUUCUAGCGUCACAGCCAACGAACUAUCGCAGCACCAAGACAACCAUGGCACGCCAGGUCACUAAUGUGGUGAAAAGGCACAACAUAGACACUAGGCAGAUGUAUUCGGCCUCCGACAAAGUCAUCUAGUAUUGAGUUUGGGCGUGUAGUGUUCACGUGCUAGCUAUUCGCUCAAUGAUUUGAACGCAGGUGUGCA